AUGGCAGGAGGGUCUAUUGGGCCGGCUGGUGUGGCCAAGGAGAGGGCAGAUCAGUAUCAAGGGAGAGUCACCUUUUCUGUCGCCAUUGCAUGUGUUGUUGCUGCUGUUGGUGGCUCUCUCUUUGGCUAUGAUAUUGGAAUUUCAGGAGGAGUGACAUCAAUGGAUGGAUUUCUUCGGAAAUUUUUCCAUGGUGUAUAUGAAAAGAAGCAGCAUGUACAUGAAAGCAACUACUGCAAGUACAAUGACCAGAGGCUAUCAGCCUUUACCUCUUCUCUGUACCUUGCUGGCUUGGUUUCAUCUCUGGUUGCAAGUCCUAUUACAAGAAUUUAUGGACGUAAAGCAAGUCUAAUCUGUGGUGGUGCCAGCUUUCUUACUGGAGCUACCUUAAAUGCCACAGCCAUCAACCUGGCAAUGCUCCUCUUGGGCCGGAUCAUGCUUGGAGUCGGCAUUGGAUUUGGAAAUCAGGCUGUUCCGCUAUACUUAUCGGAGAUGGCACCAACUCAUCUCAGAGGAGCUCUGAACAUGAUGUUUCAGUUAGCAACUACUACUGGAAUCUUUACUGCAAACAUGGUUAAUUAUGGAACACAAAAGCUUGAACCAUGGGGAUGGAGACUCUCUCUGGGUCUAGCUGCAGUUCCAGCUGUAUUGAUGACAGUGGGAGGGAUAGUUCUGCCCGAGACACCUAAUAGUUUAAUCGAACGGGGAAUGCGAGAUAAAGGGAGAAAAAUCCUAGAAAAUAUCAGAGGAACCAAAAAUGUUGAUGCAGAAUUUGAAGACAUGGUAGAUGCAAGCGAGCUGGCUAACUCAAUCAAGCAUCCAUUCAGGAACAUCCUUGUAAAAAGGAACAGGCCUCAAUUGGUUAUGGCAAUCCUGCUGCCCGCAUUUCAGAUUCUGACGGGAAUAAAUUCUAUUCUCUUCUACGCUCCAGUGCUGUUUCAAAGUAUGGGAUUUGGAGGUAAUGCUUCCCUUUACUCCUCAGCUGUGACUGGAGCAGUUCUUUGUUCCUCUACCUUCAUUACUAUUGCAACAGUCGAUAGAGUGGGCAGGAGAUUCUUACUUAUCAGUGGUGGGCUACAAAUGAUAACAUGCCAGGUAAUUGUUUCUAUAAUCUUGGGGGUGAAGUUCGGGGACAACCAGGAACUAUCGAAAGGUUACUCGGUGUUGGUUGUCGUUGUGUUUUGCUUGUUUGUUGUAGCCUUUGGAUGGUCAUGGGGUGGGCUUGGCUGGACCAUUCCAAGUGAGAUAUUUCCACUGGAAACCCGAUCAGCUGGGCAAAGCAUUACAGUAGCUGUAAAUCUUUUUUUCACUUUUAUAAUAGCUCAGGUUUUCCUGUCCCUCCUCUGUGCGUUCAAGUUUGGAAUCUUCCUCUUCUUUGCUGGCUGGGUUCUUGUCAUGACCAUUUUCGUUUACUUCUUCCUCCCUGAAACUAAGGGAGUUCCUAUUGAAGAGAUGAUAUUCCUGUGGAAAAAGCACUGGUUCUGGAAGACGAUAGUGCCUGAGAAUCCAAAUGAUGACAGUCCGAUAGACUCAGGCGAAAGAGUUGGAAGGACAACAGUUAUGUAG
Dovyalis caffra is the source of this 1563-nucleotide messenger RNA. The record is from the annotation of a GenBank genome assembly. NCBI's taxonomy places the organism in Eukaryota, Viridiplantae, Streptophyta, Magnoliopsida, Malpighiales, Salicaceae.